GGAAAUAGUGCCAGUCAUUCCUAUAUCGGUGAGAAUAAUCCGCUUAGUGAAGGCUGAAAUAAUAGCGAAAGUGAUAGCAAUUCCAGCACUCAGUCCUUCUUUGAAAAUGACUCACUCGGAAGUGUUAAUAUAG
Molecule: messenger RNA, 133 nt
Organism: Funneliformis mosseae
Lineage: Eukaryota; Fungi; Glomeromycota; Glomeromycetes; Glomerales; Glomeraceae
Source: the annotation of a GenBank genome assembly